Molecule: messenger RNA, 7775 nt
Organism: Spodoptera frugiperda (fall armyworm)
Lineage: Eukaryota; Metazoa; Arthropoda; Insecta; Lepidoptera; Noctuidae
Gene: Wnk
Product: serine/threonine-protein kinase WNK1
Exons: 36
Coding region: 563-7678 (2371 amino acids)
Biological process (GO): monoatomic ion homeostasis; positive regulation of sodium ion transmembrane transporter activity; positive regulation of potassium ion import across plasma membrane
Cellular component (GO): cytoplasm
Molecular function (GO): ATP binding; potassium channel inhibitor activity; protein serine/threonine kinase activity
Source: RefSeq, a predicted model, not a curated record
GAUUACUGAUUGUGCAGAAGAAAAAACAAUGGUGUGAUUCCAGAUUUUUAUUUGUAAGUAUUUAUAGAAUCCGAUAUCAAUUUAGCUAAAGUAACGUUUCAGUGUCGUUUAUAACGUGCACCCGUCAGAAGAUGCCGAUACCGAGAUAACAUCUAAAAAAUCCUGCAAGAAAACUUUCCAAAAUCUUCCUCAAGACUGUUAAUUUUUUUAUUAGAUAUAUAAUUAUUUUUCACUUAGUAAUAAAAGACAGUUCGGAGCGGUCACUAGCGAAAGAUGCCAACCAAGCGAGAGAGAAAUAAAAGACGGAACUAGCUAUUUAUUUAAUAUUAAUUAAUAAUUAAUUAGUGUAAUCCAUUAUAACCGUUAUUAGUUUUUUUCAUAUUAUUACCAUAUACUCUCAUAAACGCAAAUAACGGAAUGAAUUAAUGUUAAACGCUUUCGCCGAAGUUUAAAUCAUCUAUUUAUUCGUUUAUUUAAUCAAUUCAUUAUUUAAUUAAUCACAAAUGACAACUAUUAUAGUAAGAGUUCGAUAAGGUCAGUUUAAGGCAUUUGACAGACCAUUAUGGACAAUAUGGCUUCGAAUGUGACCUUGAGAAGCAAUAAACAAAGGAAAGAUAACCUUAUAACGAGGAAGCAGGAUAAGUCUCCCGAGAAGACGAUCAGGGGAACGCGGGGGGCGUACAGAGGCAUCCCGUCUACUUCGAAAAGACCGACCGAAGACGACAAUGAGACGGGCUCCACGGAAAGACUGGACAGACCAAAGAAAUUCAUAUCACAGAACAAAAGCAACUAUGGGCUGGGGAAGAGGCCUGACUUCUCACUCAAGAACAGGAACGUGCAUUUAGCUUCGUCGCGCUAUGGACAGAUGACAUCAGGGCUUCACAGCCACGGGCACCAGAUCUCGCAGCCGACGGGACACCAUCUGGACUCAGCCACCGUCCUCCCUGCCAAGGAGAAGACCAUACACGGGAAAGAAAAGACCUUCAAGGUGGUGGUCGGUAGUGAAGUGAUGAAGGCGCCUCUGGUUGGCCCCCGGCCGUAUAACGCGCUGGCCAUCAUCCACACCCAGCAGAGCAAUACCUUCGAUAUGCUCAACUCGCUUACCACCAGUGUCGCUAGUCAGCCCGUGGUCGGAGUGGGGGUAGGGGUGGGGGGCUUUCACCGAAGGAGUUCUGGCCAGGGGACGCUCUGCGACCCGGAACUGGACGACAGCGGGAACAAACUGGUCGCCAGGCUUGAGGAUGAUGCCUUCAUCUCGGAGCAGGAUCUGGAAGAAAAUAUCGAAAUAGCAACUGCAACUGAAAAACGAAUAUCAAAGACUGAUGCAUCUGGAGAAGAUCAACCACAGGAGCCACAGAAUGGCUUGGUGUACGGUCCUAUUUAUGAGCUGGAGAAGUUGGAACAGAAGGACAAGCAGGACAAGGACGACAAAGAAGAUGAGGAGGAACCCAUCGGAGUCUCGCCUUGUGGCAGGUUUUUCAAGUACGACAAGGAGGUGGGUCGCGGUUCUUUCAAGACGGUGUACCACGGACUCGACACUCAGACUGGAGUCGCGGUCGCAUGGUGUGAGCUGCUGGAGAAAAAGCUGAACAAAACCGAACGUCUUCGGUUCCGCGAGGAAGCUGAUAUGCUGAAGAAGCUCCAGCACCCGAACAUCGUGCGGUUCUACAACUACUGGGAGGGCACCGUCGCCAAGAAGAAGAACAUCGUGCUCAUCACUGAACUCAUGCUGAGCGGGACUCUUAAGGCGUAUCUCCGGCGGUUUAAGCGAAUAAACCCGAAAGUACUAAAGUCGUGGUGUCGUCAGAUUCUAAAAGGAUUAAACUUUCUACAUUCAAGAACUCCGCCUAUUAUACACAGAGAUCUGAAGUGUGACAACAUCUUUAUAACGGGUACGACUGGCAGCGUCAAGAUUGGAGAUCUGGGACUGGCCACACUCAAGAACAGGAGUUUCGCCAAGUCCGUUAUAGGCACCCCCGAGUUCAUGGCUCCGGAGAUGUACGAGGAGCAUUACGACGAGUCGGUGGACGUGUACGCGUUCGGCAUGUGCAUGCUGGAGAUGGCCACGGGCGAGUAUCCCUACAGCGAGUGCUCCGGGCCCGCGCAGAUAUACAAGAAAGUCGUCUCGGGAGUAAAGCCGCAGAGUUUGGAGAAGGUCACCAUCCCUGAGGUCCGGGAUAUCAUCGAGUCGUGUAUUAAGCCAAACAAAGCUGACAGGCCAAAAGUGAAAGAUCUGUUGAACCACGAGUUCUUCGGCGAGGACAUCGGGCUGCGGCUGGAGAUUGUCGGCAGGGACCUGGUCACCUCGUCCGACAUCACCAAGAUACAGUUCCGGCUGAAGAUCAUCGAUCCUAAGAAACGGUCCUACACCCACAAGGAGAACGAAGCGAUCCAGUUUGAGUUCGACAUAGAGAAUGACGACUGCGAGGAAGUUGCCAACGAGAUGGCGAAGGCCGGCCUCAUCAUGGAAGAGGACGCCAGGAUCGUCUUCAAGCUGCUCAAGUCUCAGCUUAUCAGCCUUAACAGGGAGAGGAAGGAGAAGAAUUCUCAGAUGCUGAUCAUAGAACAGAACAGGCAGCAACUCUACGAGCAACAGUUAAGGCAGCAGAUGAAGAUGAUACAGAAUCAGCAGCAAGCGGGACCCGUGGACCAGGUGACGGCGGGGCUUCUCAACGGAGUCGGGUCGCAGCCCCUCGCUGGCGUGCAGCUGGACCCUCAAUCGCAGCUCCUGCAGUGUCAGCAGCAACUGCUGCAGCAGCAGAUCCAGCAGCUGAACAACGAGGACGCUGCCAUGAAGCUGCUGCAGCAGAACUUCAUGCAGGCCAGGAUAUCCCCCUCCAUGACUGCCGACCAGCAGCUACUGCAGAACAAGGUGUUCCUCGAACAAAACUUGAAACAACAGGUAAUGAUGGAGCAGAAUCUCAUCAACCAGCAAAUGCUGGAACAGUCAGUCCAAGGCCAGGUCCAACAAAACCUUCUCGAACAAGUCCCUUCACAGACCCAGUGGCAGCCGAACCUCCUGAACCAACAGUUGACCGCCGAGAUCAACAACCAGAACCAGGCGCUGCAGCAACAGAUAAUACAGCAACAGCAGACUAUCAUAGCGCAGCAAGCCGCCGCCAUACAGCAGAAACAACUCGAAGAACAACUCACCGUGCAAGAGAAUAUGAUUGCAGGGCCCCAGAAUCUCGUCACUGGUCAAAUGUUAGAUCCCUCCUUACAGAACCUACAGACUAUUCUAUCACAAAUCAUACAAAGACCCGACACGCUACAAUCUAGGAAGGAAUCGGAAUCUGAAACUCAGCAACAGCAGCAACAACAGCAACAAAUGACACAACAACAAACAGAGAACAUCGAGAUGCAACAGACCCAGGAACAAGAGGCGUUGCAACAGAUGCAGAACCUGGUGAACUCGCAGCUGCAGCAACAGAACAUGAACUACCAACACGGGCAGCAGUUCUCGCAGCCGUCGCAGCAGGCGAUGGACCCCGCGUACCUGGCGCAGCAGCAGCAAGUAGUGGCGGCGCAGCAGCAGGUGGCGGCGGCGCAGCAGCAGCUGGACGUGCAGAAGCAGGUGCUGGCGCAGCAACAGCUGGCGCUGCAGCAGCACCUGCAGCAGGCGCCGCACCACGCGCGCGCGCUGCAGCCGCAGCAGCACUACCUGGCGCAGCAGGCGCUGCAGCUGCACGCGCGCCAGGACGCGCUGGCGCACGACUGGGCCGCGCUGCUGCAGCGCCGCUCGCUGCUGGACCAGCUGGACCAGCGCGCCUGCCGCCGCCAGGACUCGGAGCCCGAGCCCUACGCGCGCCCGCAGCUGCAGCACCAGCUGUCCGUGGACCGCAUGCAGGGCCAGUCCCUGCCGCACCACAACUUCGGCAUGGUACGCCAAAACGAGAGGCAGAUAUCUAGUCAUGAAGGCACCCCGGUGCAGAAUUAUUCCGCCAAUCCUUUGCAAAUGUACCAGCCGGCGCAGAGCCAGCCCGUGAUGAUGCAGAACGUGUACCAGUCCAACCAGAUGGAGUCGUCCAUUCCUUCGUCCGCGGCGGCCGGCAUGCAGUCGGUGCAGGACGCCAUGCCGCAGCAGAUGCCGGUGGCGGUGCCCAUGUCGGUGCCGCAGCCGCUGCACUCGGUGCCGCUGUCCAUCCAGCAGCCGCAAGUUCCUCAACAACAACUACAGCCCAUGCAGCAAGUCCAGACGAUACAGCCUCAGAUCCAACAGAUGUCUCAACCGGUUCCUCAGUCUCAGCCACAGCCUACGCCGGUUCCUCACACGCAGCCUCUGCAGCAGCAAGUCCAGUUACCGACGGACCUGGUGCAGCAGCCUCAACAGUUGAACCUUCCAGCAGACCAGGUGGAGAAUGGGUACCAGAGUAACGGGGGACAAAAGGAGCAGUUCCACACUCCGUUGACGGAGUUCCCGAACAACCACGCGGAGGCUAUCAAGCAGCCUGAGCUCAGCUCUGUGGAGGAGAAACAGGGAGAGGUUCAGCAACAGGAAGCGGGUACGGCCAUAUCAUCUCCGAUCACGAGCGAGAAGAAGUCCCGCGGCUCGAAGAAGCGUUCCCGGGAGAAGGACAAGCUGCCGAAGCUGACCGUGCUGGAGGUGAACGAGGCGGCCACCAUGGUGGAGUGCCAGCUCGAGUCCAAGUCCAAGACCGUCACCUUCAAGUUUGACGUGACUGAUGUUAAUCCUGAGGAGAUUGCUAGUAACCUUGUGUCAAACAACUUGCUCCCAGAAUGGCAGAGCGCUACGUUCAUGGAGCUGAUCAAAGACAUCGUGAACCAGCUCAUCACCAACCCUGGAGUCACCCCCGUUCUCAACCCCGCGCACCACUCUGCACUCAGGCUCAAUAUUGACAAGACUGACUACGAUUCCGAAACGACUGAACGCGAGGAGAACCUGACGGAUUCGAACCAGGACAACUCGGAGUGUACGACGCCGACGGCCAGCCACGACAACAUCGCGGCCGAACUCGCCUACGACCAGCCCGAGCCUGAGCCCGUCCUCGCGCCCGCGCCACCGGGCCCCGCUCCCGCGCCACCGGGCCCCGCUCCUGCACAAUCAGGCCCCGUGCCGCCGGGCCCCGCCCCCGCAUCGGGCCCCGCCCCUGCACCGCCCCAUGUGCCGCAUGGAGACACCGUCACCAGGAAGAUUAGUACUGCGUCGUCUAUAGGUUCUAAUCAAUCGGACGGUGGGUCAAUGGCGCCCGAACGUUCUGGCAGCACGGAGUCGCAGAGCGGCGAGAAGAAGCAACAGAAGCCAACUCGAAAGAUAUCACGUUUUCUAGUCAGCCCCGUAGUCGACCGCGGGGAGAAUGUCCCUGAAGAAAAACCCAUACCCGAACCCGCGGAACUUAUAGAACCUCAAGUCAACGGUCUCCCAGAAAAAGAGCCUGCCCCCCUCCCCCCACAGGAGUUUGUUCCUACGCACCAGUAUUCAGUAGCACCGGCGAUUCAGCCUCCAGUAGACCUAAGGCCCGACGUCUCUCAGUCCAUAGAGAGGCCCAUAGAAAUGAAGCAAGAAGUGCCAGUCACAGUUACAAUGGUUCUUCCCCCUAUAGUAUCUAAUAUUUCGAGCGUACCACCAGUGCCGACUCAAAAUAUGAUUAAUCCUAUGUUAAACUCAUCUAAUCUACAACCUAACCUAACGACUCCGUUGCAAAUAGCCACAGACACCCCUUUAUUGGGGUUGAGUCAGGUCGGGACCCCCAUGGGCGUGGGAGGGGAGCUCGGCUUGAACAUGGGGCUGCAGGGGGUCGGGCUGGCCAUGUCGGGCCCCGCACCGGGGUCCAACGAUGCCAUGCCUAACGCUGAGAAUAUACAGAGGAUGCUGUUGAAGCAAAAUAUUAUGAACCAACAACAAAACCUCUCCGGGCCUAACCUACUGGGAUUACUGAACCAGCAAUCGUACCCCCAACCAGACAUCGGCCUGCACAACACUAUACUCAAUAACACACAACCUGCACCCAUGAUGGCGGCGCGCCUGCCCCCCCAGUACCAGCAGCCCAAGUACUACCAACCGAUGCUGGCCAACGACUUCAUUGGACUCAAUCCCCUCUUUCAAUCAUCAGCUCAGCAGCAAGCGCUGCAGUCGUCGGUGAACCAGCUGGCCAGCCAGCAGAUGUCCCAGCUCGGCAUGAUGGGGCUGGCUGCACCACUGGCUCCGCAGGCCAUCGCCUUCCAGCACCAGAACAUCGCACAGAAUCUAGCACUCAACCAGAAUCUGAUGGGGCAGAAUCUAGGACAGAAUCUGGGGAAUUAUACAGGUCUAGCAGGUCAAAACUUAGGAUUAGGCGGUCAGAAUCUCAUUGGCGGCCAGAACCUGGCGCUGGGUGCACAGAACCUGGCCCUGGGGGGGCAGAACCUGGGCAUCAUCAACCAGAACCUGGGGCAGCUGGUGGCACAGCGCGCCGUGCACCACGCGCUGGCCAGGAGGGCCGUCGACAUGGAUAUGGCAGGCAUGACUGCAGUGAACUCGACGGGUUCGUCCCAGCCGAGCACCCCCAACAAGCCGCAGUCGUACAGCGAGUACAUGCUCACGCUGCAACACAAGCUCGCCUCCAUAUCCAAUAGCGGCCCCGUGUCCCCGCAGUCUCCGCUGGAGUACAGCCCGGCCCUGUCGCCGACCCAUCGCCCGCCCCUGCACAAUAUGCCCAAGUCGGAGGGCACGGAGGCGGGCGAGGCGAGCGAGGCGAGCGAGGCGGGCGAGGCGAGCGAGGCGGGCGGCGCGGGCAGCGCGGCGGCGCGCGGCACCCGCCACGCCGCGCAGCUGGCCGAGCUGGACCACGAGCUCAGCAAGAUCAGUCUGCACUACAAACACCCGCCGCCCAAGGAUGUGUUCAUAGAACACAACACGGACGAGCAUGAAAUGCUUGCGGCGAACAUCAACGAUAGUGCAGUCAACACAUACGAAGAACUGGGACCGGAGUGGGAGUCUCGGUCGACGCGGUUCCGAGUGUCCCGCGCGGCGCCCUGUCGCGGCUACGAGCUCUGCCGGCUGCUGCCGAAUGAUCACGGCAAAGAAAAGCUAGACCUGCUUCAAAGCCAUCCGUACCCCGAAGGCGCGCUGGACGAGGUAUCCUGCGCGGACAAUAACUCGUCGUACGAGGAGGCGACGGCGGGCGAGACGUACGUCAUCACGGACACUCGUGCGCACACGUACCUCGUGCACGACGCCCUGGCGGACGCUGUCGCCACCAUCAUCGACCCUGGCAGGACUUCGCAUGAGAGUUGUCCGGGCCUAUGCUCCCCGGAAGAACGUCGGUGUGCGUCAGACGGGUCCCAGGGCUCCUCGUCCGACCAGGCGUACCUGAUAGUGGACCCUUGGCGCUCGCUCACCUGCGCCGUCAUCGACCGAGCGUUGCGGCUCACUGCCGACUCGGGGUUCACGCCUUUCCACGAAGCUAAAUACGCCGCCGAUGUCUCUACUAACAUCGAGGCGAGUACGCAGCUGUCUGCCCGCGCGGAGCUGGCGCGCUGGCAGCUGGCGGGCGGCGCGGGGCCCGCGGGCGGGGAGCGCGGCGCGCGCGCCGACGCCGUGCUGCCCGCGCCCGAGCCCGCGGCCCCCGCGCCGCCGCUGCCCGCGCUGGCGGCCUCGCUCGUCACCUACGAGACUCUCACCGACAAAGCGGUGUGCCGGCAGGUGGUGCUGGUGUCGGUCCAGCCGUCCCAGUUAUGACGUGUGUAGCGGAUCACCUUGUACCUUAUAUUUAUUGUAAAAUGUAAUAUAUCUAUAUCACUACUCGUAAAUAAAAUAUUCAUAUGUGAUAUCUACA